UGAUAGUAUUAUAACAAUGCAUGUUGUUAAUCAAAUUUCGUAAUAGAUGCAUUAUGGGAAGUGCAACGAUAUACCGCGCUUUUUUGAAAAUGUCUCGAUCGCUUCCAAAAGUAUUUUAGAGCCUGGUGUAAUAAAUGAAGAACUUCUUAUCAAUUUAUUAAUCGAUCAAGGUCCUAAAGGUGAUGCUGGAAAAUAUUUUCUUGAAGAUGGUAUUAAACUAGAUGUUAUCACGGAAAUACGAAUUGAAUUUUUUAAUAUUUUGAACAUCGAUCAUCUUUGGGUAAUGCCAAAUUUGAUAAAAUUACAUUUAUCAAAUAACAUUAUAGAAAAAAUUGAAAAUUUGGAUGCACUUGUUCACUUGAAAGAACUUAAUCUAUCUUUUAAUCAUAUUAAAAUAAUGGAGAAUCUAAACCAUUUAAUCGAAUUGGAAAUAUUGUUACUUUUUAAUAAUCACAUCUCUAAAAUCGAGGGCAUAAAUAAUUUGCAUAAGUUGCACAUUUUUAGUAUUGGAAAUAACCAGAUAACAGACUGGGAACAUGUCAUUUAUUUAAGACAAUUCAAAUAUCUAUGUAGUUUUAACAUAAAUAAUAAUCCAUGUACGGAGAAAAAUGGAUAUCAAGAAUACCUAAUUGCAUUUGUACCGCAAUUAAUCUAUUAUCAGUAUAAAAUGAUUACUAAGGAAGAACGUCAAUCUGCUAUAAUCAAACAACAACAUAUGAUUAGUAAUAUAGAAGAGGAAGAAGCAAAAAAGAAAAAACAAUUGGAAGAACAGGAAGCAUUUAAAAAUUUACAGGAUUUACUAUCUAAAUCUUAUGUAGAAUAUUUGAACGAUGAUAACUUUUUUUGGCAUAUGUUUCUUGAUGAUAAAGAAGGAAAAGAUUUAUCUGUAGUGAAUAGUGAUACAGAAAAUGCUUUUGAGGAAUAUAGAAAAAAAAUUUCUUCUAUAUGUUAUGAAUUUUAUGAAAUAGGAUUAAAGGAACAAGUUAAACGAGAUGAUGAAAUUAAAUUAUUUAAUGAUGUUGUUAAUGAAGGCAAAAGUAAAGUACAAAAUGAUUCAAAAGAUAUUGUGGAUGAAUUAUCGGACGAAAAAAUUAAAAUAUUCUCACAAAUAAAUCUAUUAUUUAAUAUACUUGAUGAUGAAAUGGAUGAAAUGGAUGAUAAUGUAGAAGUGGUAUACAAUUGGUAUAUUCAUUUCAAUGAUGUGAUAUCCAAAACAUGGUCAAAAUUAAUGUCUAAAGAAGUUGUAAUACAUGAUCAAUUAGUAGAAAUAAAUGAAGUCUUCAAAGUAAAUAUGACAAAUAUGAUUGAGCAAUUUUUGGAGACUGCUCGAGAAUAUUUUUCACAAAUGCGAAAUGCUGAAGCAGACUAUAAUGAUAAUAUAAAUAGUAUUAUUUCGUAUUAUAUCAGUGGUUUUGGAGAUGAAUCUAAAAUCCCAAAUCAUUUGUUAGAUUUAUGUGGAGACAAAGAUACAUUAAGUAAUAAUCUUGCAGCAUCACACGAUUUACAUUUGCGUGUCAUUGAUGCUAGGGAAGAUCGUAUGUUAAGCAGAUUAAAAAUAUGGCAUAAUGAGUACUGUGAAGAGUUGUAUAACAAGGAAAAUAACAGGCACCGUCAAAAAAUUUUGGAAAUUACCCAUUUUCUUCAAAAUGUACGUAAACAAUUUCAUUCAUUAAUAUUAUUACAUCUACCAUAUUUUGAAAUUGAUAAUGUUUCUAAUUUGACUAAAAAAAGAAAAUGAUUAAUUGUAAUAAAGAGAAGUAUAAG
Molecule: messenger RNA, 1764 nt
Organism: Vespa mandarinia (Asian giant hornet)
Lineage: Eukaryota; Metazoa; Arthropoda; Insecta; Hymenoptera; Vespidae
Product: dynein regulatory complex subunit 3
Cellular component (GO): cilium
Molecular function (GO): protein binding
Source: RefSeq, a predicted model, not a curated record